This is a messenger RNA of Suncus etruscus (white-toothed pygmy shrew), 2214 nucleotides long. Its product is annotated as zinc finger protein OZF-like. Gene Ontology annotation, molecular function: DNA-binding transcription factor activity, RNA polymerase II-specific; RNA polymerase II cis-regulatory region sequence-specific DNA binding. The transcript is spliced from 4 exons. Gene Ontology annotation, biological process: regulation of transcription by RNA polymerase II. Lineage: Eukaryota; Metazoa; Chordata; Mammalia; Eulipotyphla; Soricidae. Bases 31 to 1860 code for a protein of 609 amino acids. The record is from RefSeq and is a predicted model, not a curated record.
AGACCCUUCAGUGUGUCUUAGAGGGAAGCAAUGGAAGGAAUGGAUAAAUCUUUGAUGAUGUUCUUUGAGGAUGUGGCCGUGGCCUUCUCCUGGGAAGAGUGGCAGCACCUGGAUGAUGAGCAGAGGAGCCUGUACAGGGACGUGAUGCUGGAAACCUACAGUCACCUGGAGUCACUGGGACAUUCAGUCACCAAACCCGAAGUGAUCUUCAGGUUGGAGCAAGGAGCAGAGCCAUGGGUGGGAGAGGAAUCCUCAGACCAAGUCACCUCAGGCCCCGUUUUAAAUACCGGAAGCUAUUCGGGAAUGUUGCCCGAGGAAUAUGGCGUCUACAAGGACAAGUUUAUACUACUUAAGAUGGCCGAGACUCAUUUUGUCGAGAAACCUGAGGGCUUUAAUUCAGUUGGGAAAUCCCUUGCUUUUGAGGGAGAAGAGCGUCGAAGCGAUCAAAGAGGAAGUGCUGUUAAGACGUUAUACUUCGCUCCCCUUCAGAAAACUGAGGUAGGAGAGAAAACGUCUGACUCGGAUGUCUGUGGUGAUACUUCCUAUAAAAUAUUCAAUGUUGCUGAAUAUCAAAACUUAUAUACAGGCGAGAAACCUUAUAACUAUCCCAAAACGCCGCAGUCUUCAACCGCUAGGCACCAGAGAACUGGCUCAGGAGAGAAUCCCUUUGGAUGUAAAGAAUGGAGCAAAAGUUACUCUCAGAAGUCCUGCCUCACUCUACACCACAGGAUCCACACAGCGGAGAAACGCUUUGAAUGUGAAGUGUGUAGGAAAACGUACUCCUGGAAGUCAUACCUGGCCGUGCAUCAAAGAAUUCACGCAGGGGAGAAGCGCUUUGAAUGCAAAGUAUGUCGGAAGACUUUCUUCUCAGGUUCCAACCUCGUCGAACACCAGAGAAUCCACACCGGAGAGAAACCUUAUGAAUGUGAAGUGUGUAGGAAAACUUACUCCCGGAAGGCAUACCUCACGGUGCACCAGAAAAUCCACACGGGAGAGAGGCGCUUUGAGUGUGACAUAUGUGGGAAAACUUACUCCUGGAAGUCCUAUCUCGCCGUGCACCAGCGGAUCCACACAGGAGAGAAACCCUUUGAGUGCAAAGAGUGUCGGAAGACUUUCUUCUCGGGUUCCAACCUCAUCGAACACCAGAGGAUCCACACGGGGGAGAGGCCCUAUCAAUGUGACGUGUGUAAGAAAACAUACUCCAGAAAGGCAUACCUCACGGUACACCAGAGAAUCCACACAGGAGAGAAACGUGUCGAGUGUAAGGAAUGCAGCAAAACUUUCUUCUCGAAUUCGGAUCUCAUGGACCACCAGAGGAUUCACACCGGAGAGAGGCCAUACGAGUGCACAGUGUGUAGGAAAACGUACUCCCGCAAGUCGUACCUCAUUGUCCACCAGAGACUUCACACAGGAGAGAAGCUCUUUGAGUGCAAAGAAUGUCCGAAGACUUUCUUAUCCCGGUCCAACCUCAUCGAACACCGGAGAAUCCACACGGGAGAGAAGCCCUUCGAGUGCAAAGAUUGUAGGAAAAGCUUCGCUUCCCGCUCGAACCUCAAUGCCCACCAAAGGAUCCACACCGGGGAGAAACCCUUCGAAUGUAAAGAGUGUGGGAAAACCUUCUCCUGGAGGUCACACCUCAUCGAACACCGGAGAAACCACACCGGAGAGAAGCCCUACCAGUGCUCCGAGUGCAAGAAGACUUUCUCGUGGAAGUCGGCUCUCUCGGACCACCAGAAGAUUCACACAGGGGAAAGACCCUAUGAAUGUAAAGAGUGUAGGAAAAGAUUUGUGUGGAAGUCAAAUCUCCUCGAACAUCAAAGGAUUCACGCUCGGAAGAAGUUCUAUGAAUGUAAAAAAUGAAGCGAAGCUGGAGAUACGCGUCACUGAACAUCAUACAACUGGCGUGAGAGGGAAACUAAAGAGAAAGAGCAUCGGGAGUCUUUGUACACUAAUCAGACCCCGUUGUGCACCAGAGAAUCCACAGGAGAGAAAACUGACACCAAGAAUGUAGGAAAAUUGGGCCCGAGCGGGAGGAGAGCAGGGAGGGUGAUUGUUGUGCCUGCGACCAACCUGGCUUUGAUCCACGGUGCCACGUAGGUUCUCCCAAGCCCUUCCAGGAGUGAUCUCUGAUCACAGAGCCAGGAGUCAGCCCUGAGCGCUCCCCAGGCGUUGGCCUUUAGGUAACAACAACCAAAUUUCUACGAGAAGCUACUU